ACCACAUUCAAAGUAGUCUUGGUCACGAUGACAAUAAAACUAUUAGAAAAAUCUGCCAAAAAAAAAUAGAGAAACUGUCAUGUUGAAGCUAUAUUGAAGCUUUUUUGCCAGUAAAAUUUUAUAAACAAUAUACCAAAAUGCAGAGCGAAGAGCCGAUAUCACUUAGGAAACUCAGGUCCUCUAAGGACCAUAUUCCUUACAAAAUGAGCUCUUACUACGCCUUUGUUCACGGCAAAUGGGCUUCGAUAUACGAAAAGCAUAGUUGUGGACUGAUCGACACGAUGAAACAGACGGACAUCGUGAGCGAAGUCAUUGAUUCUGGAGGCUUCAUUGAAACUAGAAGAAAGUUGAUCAGAAUGUUCAUGGUUAACGACAAACAUCCUUACACUAGGAGGGUUUUUCGAUCGGGAAAUGACAUAAGGAAUGAGGAAGUAAGACAUGCCUUGCGGUAUAUGUGGAUGCUUCAUCCUUUUAGCGUAUUUUGUCUAUACUACCAGUACUUUAUGGCGGUCAUACAUAUUUGGUACCUCUGCAAAAUUCUAUUGGUAGAUUUUGCCCUAAUUGGUGUGCAUCUCGUAUUUAAGAUUGAGAAGAUGAUUGUAGACUCAAUAAUGUGUCUGAGUAUGUUCACAACGUUUUGGAUAGGGUAUUACGAUUCUGAUCAGGUGCUAGUUAUUUUUGAACCAAAACAAGUUGCCAAACGUUACUUGAAAAGUUUCUUCUUUUUUGACCUGUUAUCAGUUAUCCCAACUUUGGUGCUUAUACUAGAAUUUACCCACGUGGCUCACACAUAUCCCAACGCUAUUAAAUGGUUAAGUCUGUUUCGACUGGUACAUUAUACGUCCAUUGAAGAAGCCAUCAGACUAUUCAGAUUGCAACACGAAAUGUCAUCCACGUUCGAGAUCGUACUGAACAUGAUCCUCAAAAUAUACUGUGUGUAUUUAUUGUCUGUGAGCAUUCUAUUUUAUAUUGACCAAUACAGCUACACUUUGACGCAUGGUGGUCAUUCGGAAGAAGAAGAUCACUUACCGAGUCACGUACACACAGAUGACAAAAAAAGCUUACAAGCAAUGUACAGAGCUGCCAUGUUGCUAUUCAAGAUAAGUCGUACCUCUGUCAUGUACAGUUACUACAGAAUUAUUGAAUACACUAUAACGUGCUUUCUGGCAAUCGUAGUUGAAUUCUGGCUAAUAGCCAAGAUCUAUGUGAUUUGGCAACGAUAUUUGGUUACGUCGAGCUUGGGAGAGGAUAAAUUUCAGCAACUGUCCGUCUAUAUGACCUAUAAGGGCCUGCCGCCGGAUAUCCGAGAACAGAUCUAUCGCUUUUUCGAUUUCAAAUUUCAAAAGCGCUUCUACGACGAACAGGAGAUCCUACAUAUGCUCACAGAGAACCUGAGAAAGGAACUACCGAAGUACAGACUGGAAUUGUGCAUGUCAAACAUUCAAUUAAUUCGCCUACUACCGAACAAAGUCUUGGCAAUCAUAGUGUCUGGCAUGAACUCGACAUUUUACUGUCCUGGUGACAUCAUAGUCAGAAACGGCACUCAAUCUGACAAUUUGUACUAUGUUAAAACCGGCACCACUGCAUUGUUUGAUGAGAAUGAUAAAGAGAUUUGUCACUUGGAGGAUGGUUCAUAUUAUGGUGACAUAUCUGUUGUUCUGUCUCAAACUCACAAGGUGACUAUGGUAGCUAUCACUCAGUGUGAGAUUUACAAACUAAAGCAACAAGAUGUCAAAAUGGGUUUGGAUCUUUUUCCACAUACCCAGGAAAUGGUUAGAGAUACAUAUCAUAAAAUUAUUCUUAACAACAGGAAGAAUUGGGAAGUUUGUUGAUCACAUUUUUGAUCUAUGAAGAACUCUUUCUAUUGAAAAAAAAAACAGUGAUUACUUUAUAAAAACUUUUUUAAUGUUUUUUCUCUUUGCUUUUGUUAGGCACUGUAUUUCUUAAUUUA
Molecule: messenger RNA, 1951 nt
Organism: Sitophilus oryzae (rice weevil)
Lineage: Eukaryota; Metazoa; Arthropoda; Insecta; Coleoptera; Curculionidae
Product: potassium/sodium hyperpolarization-activated cyclic nucleotide-gated channel 1-like
Exons: 7
Coding region: 138-1832 (564 amino acids)
Source: RefSeq, a predicted model, not a curated record